This is a messenger RNA of Anguilla rostrata (American eel), 2320 nucleotides long. RefSeq names its product ubiquitin-like 7a (bone marrow stromal cell-derived) (gene ubl7a). The record is from RefSeq and is a predicted model, not a curated record. The transcript has 12 exons. NCBI's taxonomy places the organism in Eukaryota, Metazoa, Chordata, Actinopteri, Anguilliformes, Anguillidae. Gene Ontology annotation, molecular function: polyubiquitin modification-dependent protein binding. Gene Ontology annotation, cellular component: cytosol. The coding region runs from base 808 to 1950 and encodes 380 amino acids. Gene Ontology annotation, biological process: ubiquitin-dependent protein catabolic process.
UAAUUCAUAAUAGUAGACUUAAAUUGUUUUGCAAAUAUUGUAUAACACACAUCAAGAUAUGCACUAGUGACACCACAGGAGUCUCUUAUGUCAAAUGAUGACAAUUAAACUUCAGAUUCUGAGUUGCCUUUUGUCUUUGUGUUUGCGCCAGUGCACAUUAUUUCACUUGGAGCAGCAUGGUCGACUAUUAGCAGAGUCCUAACCUCCGACUGUUCCGCAGGAAGCAGCCCAACAGAGUAUGGCCGCCCCGUUUCAGACUUUAGUUCCGAUAUCCCUGUGUGUACAAUCUCUAUAGCUUCUACAACUUCUGCCUCCGGUACUAUAGUCACAGCUGGAAGGGUCUUAGAAUGUUCAUCAGUGCAUGUACACCUGUGUUUCAAGGCCAGUAGCUCUUCUUUAGUGGCUUGUAAAUCAGCUGAAUGCUUAUCUUGCAUGGACUUCAGCUCCCAUUGAAGCUUGAUGUUUUGGGCCCGAAGGAAAUCGUUCUCGUCUUUAAGGUUGGCAAUUAUCGUCUGAGCUAUUUGCGACGUGGUGGUGGUCGUGUCAAAUGUCCUCAGAUUCAUGAUAGCUUCCACAGUUGCUUGCUCCCAUGAUCCCUGCGGAUACCGUCCUUCAAUGUCUAAUUUCCUUUUCUCGGACUGCGAGCUUCCCUCCAAAGUUUCUCCCAAAAUCGCCUCCUCUUCCAGCAUAAUUUUCAUGGGUAUUGGAGUUCUAUGAGGCUCUAUGAAGACUACAACUACCAGUCUAUUUCCGUAUUCCUGUGACUGAGCAGUGUAACGCUAACAAGGUAAACAGACGUUUCGGAAGAUGGCAAUUCCGGAAUGGCGCUUAUCCUUAAAGCUCAUGGAUCACCCGUCCCUUCCUAAGACGGUGUUGCAUUUCCCUGAGACCGAGCCUGGCGAUGUAACCCCUGGGGGUUACCGAGUUGCCACUUUGAAACAGCUGGUUGCGGCCCAGUUACCCGAUUCGGUGCCAGACCCAGACUUUAUAGAACUGGUGUACUGUGGUCGUAAGCUGAAGGACGACCUGACUCUAGACUCCUACGGCAUCCAGCCAGGUUCCACUGUUCACAUCUUAAAGAAGUACUGGCCAGAACCAGAGGUCAAGCCAGAGUCAGUUGACCGGACAACUGCAGCCAGGGAGUUCCGUGUGCUGCAGGCUGCCCUUCACACCAGCACGGCUUACAGAGACUCGGUAUUCAAGAUGCUGAACAAUAAGGAGUCUUUGGACCAGAUAAUAGUGGCCACACCAGGACUGAGCAGUGACCCAGUAGCAUUAGGUGUACUCCAAGACAAAGAUCUUUUUGUUCAUUUUACAGACCCCAACAUGCUGGAUAUGUUGAUAAGCUCUCACCCAGCUCUGGUCAAUGCUAUCGUCCUGGUCCUGCACUCAGUCGCUGGCAGCGUACCCAGCCAGCAAAGCGCCAGCUCCUCUCGUAACGUUUCCUCCAGCUCCUAUAGCGACAUGCCAGGUGGUUUCCUUUUCGAGGGCAUGUCUGAUGACGAGGAGGAUUUCCAGUCGGGGAACCGCGCUGGGCCAUCCUCCGGUGCUGGGGGUACAGCGGGGACACGGCCAGCCACCCUGGGCUACAGCGGUGCCGUGGGACCACGCCCAAUCACUCAGAGUGAGCUGGCCACUGCCCUCGCCCUAGCCAGCACUCCCGAGAGCAGCGCUGUCACUCCAACGACAGGAAACCAGUUGUUGGAAGUGCAGAACAGGUUUACAUCCCCCCAUGUUCUGGUUCUCAUGUCCGGUGUCCGGUGUCCUGUGUCUGGCAGGGGGCCUCCUCAGGGGUGUCCCCUGUGCCUGCGGGGACACCCAUCACCAACGAUAUCUUCAACCAGGCCCUACAGCAGGCCCUGCAGGUGUCCAGCAUGUCCUCUCUACAGACCCAGUGGCAGUCUCAGCUGCAGCAGCUACGGGACAUGGGCAUUCGAGACGAAGACCUGAUCCUGCGGGCGCUGCAGGCCACAGGUGGAGACAUCCAGGCAGCGCUGGAGCUCAUCUUUGCUGGGGGUGCGCCUUAGGCAGAAGGGUAUUCUGGGAUGCGGGAGGUCCAAAGGCUUAUGCUGUAUGUUGUACUGGACACUUGAAACAGCAGUGAUUUGUUUGAUCCUAAACCUAGCAACAAUGGUUCCAGUGCUCCCCUCCCAACAAGAACUGGACUUUAGGAGCCCUCUGAAAAUUGCUCAGUCUCUGAAGAAACAAAAAAAUGUUGUGAUGUGAUGUGUCCACUUUUUUUUUAAUUCUUUUUUUUUAAACUUUUGUUUCUAUGUACAAAAAAUAGACAGUAAUGAAUAAACUUGGAAAAUAGACAUGA